AUGAUCGAGGUUCUCACCGACGCCUACAUGACCCAUAAGGACUUCCUUGAGCUGUGGUCCGAGGAGAAGAUCGUCAUCCACAUUCUGAUGACCUCGCUCGUUUGCUUCUUCCUUGAGCACCACGAAGCCUGGGUCGGCGAGGUCGAUGGUACCAUCCAAGGCGUCGCGCUCUACGUCCCGCCUGGACGCGACUUCAUGCGCAAGGGCGACCACGAGAUUGUCUUCGGCCCCGCGCUCAGCAUGAUUGGCAAGCGCCGCCAGACCUUCAUCGACCGCGAGCUCAUGCCGACGACGUCUGCCCGUGUCGAGAGCCGCUUCCCUGGUGGCGCUCGCGAGUGGUGCUAUCUCGCCAUGUUUGGCGUCGAUCCCAUGUGGCAGGGCAAGGGCCUUGGCUCCCGCAUCAUCCAGCACAAGAACAAGCAGCUCAAGGGUACGCCGAUGUGCGUCUCGACGCAGAGCUCGAGGACUGUCAACUUCUUCCUUAGCAAUGGCUUCGACGUCCGCAUCGAGCACAAAUUUGAGCUCGCCUGGGGUCCCACCUGGUUCGAGUGGUUCAUGACGAACCCUGGCAGCGCUGAGACGCGGGCUGCGCCCGCGCCGGCCUCUGUCUCCCCGAUCCAGCCGAAGAAGCAGCUUCCCGCCGCUCGCCCGCAAGCCAAGGGCUGCAACGGUGCCAAGGUCAACGCCGCUGUCGCGGCCGUGUCGCCGAGCCGGAUCCAUGCCGCCGGCGCCGUGCACUAA
This is a messenger RNA of Trichosporon asahii var. asahii CBS 2479, 741 nucleotides long. RefSeq lists its product as uncharacterized. Gene Ontology annotation, molecular function: acyltransferase activity, transferring groups other than amino-acyl groups. The record is from RefSeq and is a predicted model, not a curated record. Bases 1 to 741 code for a protein of 246 amino acids. NCBI's taxonomy places the organism in Eukaryota, Fungi, Basidiomycota, Tremellomycetes, Trichosporonales, Trichosporonaceae. The transcript is spliced from 5 exons.